UGGACUGUGACUGACUGCGACUCGCGGGGUAUGCAACUGACUUUGCAUUUUAUUUGCAUUCAAAUAUCGUGAUUCGGAGGUUGUACAAAAUAUUUUACCCGAGUACCUACAAAUCGUCGUUCACAUUCCCGUUUACGGCGAUAUAUUAAAAAUGCCGUUGUACACCAUCAAAGUUAAAUGGGGCAAAGAACUUUUUCCUAAUGUCGAAGUCAACACUGAUGAAGAACCGAUGCUCUUCAAAGCUCAGCUUUUUGCGCUUACCGGUGUUCAACCGGAGAGACAAAAGGUUAUGCUAAAGGGAACCAGUUUGAAGGAUGAAGACUGGGGAAACAUGAAGCUUAAAGACGGCGUAACUGUUUUAAUGAUGGGGUCGAAAGAGGAAGAUGUUCCAAUUGAGCCGACGGAAAAGCCUUUAUUUUUGGAGGAUAUGAACGAAUCAGAAUUGGCGACAGCCUUGGACCUGCCAGCUGGAUUAACUAAUCUUGGCAAUACGUGUUACCUGAAUGCGACUGUACAGUGUUUGAAGACAGUUCCAGAACUGCGAGAAGCUCUGAAAAAGUUUUCUGGUGGCCUCGCUACAGCUGGUAGCUCAUCUUUGGUCCCUGCUCAGAGCAUAACUGCAGCGUUAAGGGACCUGUACGAAACGAUGGAUAAAGGAUCUUCGCUACCACCAUUGGUCUUGGUCCAAACGUUGCAUCUGGCCUUCCCUAGAUUUGCUGAAAAAUCUGAACACGGAGGAUUCCAACAACAGGAUGCUAGCGAAUGCUGGACAGAGCUAGUGAGAAUGUUGCAACAAAAACUGCCAGCUAAGGAUGGUGCGUUGACAUCUGAAGAUGGUGCCCAAAGUUCUAGCAAACAGCGAUCCGUUAUUGAACAAUAUUUUGGCGGUACAUUCGACACAGAGUUAAAAUGCGUCGAAUCAGAGGAUGAACCUCCGACAAAGGGCAAAGAGGACUUUUUGCAACUUAGUUGUUUUAUUUCUACUGAUGUCAAAUACAUGCACUCCGGAUUGAGAUCCAAAAUGCAAGAGCAGAUCACGAAACUAUCACCAACGUUGAACCGGGAUGCUGUAUACACAAAAACAUCCAAGAUCAGCAGACUUCCGGCCUACUUAACUGUACAAUUUGUCCGUUUUUACUACAAAGAAAAGGAAGCGAUCAACGCCAAGAUUUUGAAGGAUGUUAAAUUUCCUCUAGAUUUUGAUGCUUUUGAAUUAUGCUCCAGUGAAUUACAGAGUAAGCUGACGCCGAUGCGUGAUCGAUUCAAGGAACACGAAGAUAGUUUAUUGGAAGAACAAAGGUCCGUUAAAGACAAGAAGGACAUGGGUGACUCGAUUAAAAAAAACGUAAAACAGGAACCGUAUUGGUUUGCAGAUGACUUGGGCUCAAACAAUAGUGGGUACUACACGCUUCAAGCGGUUCUGACACACAGAGGUCGAUCAAGCAGUAGUGGCCAUUAUGUAGCAUGGGUCCGUCAAAAAGGUGAUACAUGGUUGAAAUGCGAUGACGACGUGGUCAGCGCUGUAACAAGCGAGGAUGUGUUGAAACUGAGUGGAGGUGGUGAUUGGCAUUGUGCUUACGUCCUGCUGUAUGGUCCAAGAAUUUUAGAAACACCCAUUCCAGAGAGCAACUAAUUUUUGUACACUAAAACAACGAUAAUUAUUUAAAUGCUAACGUAAACGAAUAUAUAUAGCCAAGUGAAGCAUCGAGAAAGUUUUAAAUGAUCAGAAGAGUGGGUAACCUAGGCUACAAAAAGAUUCAAAUUUUUUUAUUUGGAACAAACUAUUCGAAAGAAAAAAAAUUGAAAUAGAUGUGUAUUUCAGAGUGUAAUUCUCGGAGUUGACCGACGAA
Messenger RNA from Neodiprion fabricii, 1850 nucleotides. RefSeq names its product ubiquitin carboxyl-terminal hydrolase 14 (gene Usp14). The transcript is spliced from 6 exons. Gene Ontology annotation, biological process: protein deubiquitination; regulation of proteasomal protein catabolic process; proteasome-mediated ubiquitin-dependent protein catabolic process. The coding region runs from base 152 to 1633 and encodes 493 amino acids. The record is from RefSeq and is a predicted model, not a curated record. Lineage: Eukaryota; Metazoa; Arthropoda; Insecta; Hymenoptera; Diprionidae. Gene Ontology annotation, molecular function: cysteine-type deubiquitinase activity; proteasome binding; protein binding.